UUGAAAUGGUGUAAUGUUAAGUUAUUCCAGUUUUCCUACUUUAGUGUUUGAUGAGAGUUGAGGGCUCUCAAGGAUCGUUUUGCUAUUGAAUCUUGGUCAAGCAUUUGAGUCAAACUUAUUCAAUGAUAAAGAGGAGUUUCCUCAAUAAUGCAUUAAGGUACUAAAUUUGGAUGUGGUUAGAGCAAGCAGUCAUUGAAGUAGUCGCUACACGAAGAACUUCAUCAUAAAAUAUUGGAAACACCAUAAAAUAUUGAAAACAAAAAGAUAUAUUCUCAUUUGUCGAUCAAACAUAUCGUUAGCUCCUUUGAACAAUAUGGGUGGUAAGAAUCUUAUUCUCAUUUCAAAAUUGAUUAAAAUGUUUGAUAUGGGUUGGUAAGCAGUAAAAAGACUAAGACUACAUAUCAUAUGAUGUGAUUGAAGGAUUGAUAAAAGUAGUCUCAAAGAAGACUAGUAUGAAAUUCAUGCAUAUGUAUUAUUUUCGACACAAGUUAAUUAAUUAUUUAUGUCUUGUGAUUCACGCACUUCAUGAAUAUUUUUUCAUGCAAUCCCAUUUAUGAUCGAUUGAAUUUUUUCAUUUAUCGAUCGAUUGAUUUUUUUCAUGUGAUUUCACUAAUCUCGUCAAUCAUUCUCUAUUGCAUGAUUAAUAUUUAAUAAAAGAUUUUUAAUGGUACAAAUAAAAAUUAUCUAUCAUUGUAACUAAAAAAAUGAAAUUUAUAAAAUAAGAUCUUAGCACCGCUUGUUCCAAAUUUGGUUUUCUAGGUCAUUUCAACUCAUAGAGAGCGAGGGAGGUAGCAAUGGAGCAAUAGCAAGUGGAAAAGAAAGAGUUGCAUACGAAGAAUUUUUUUUUUUGGUGACCCAAAGAAUGCUAUUAUUCUCCCGAAGUUAGUAGGUAUGACGUAUUAUUUCCCUUACUAGUUUAUGUUUUUGGGGUGUGAAAAUAUUUAUUUGAGUUGAUACAUGGGGGAUCUUUGUGAACGUUGUGUUUUUAUUUUGAUGAAAGUGUAAGGAUUAAAGUCAAACUUUUUCAUCACUUUCAGUUCGAACAAAAACUGUAGACAAAGGUUUCAAGAGGAAGAACAAAGUAAUAACAAUGGUGGACAUGCAAUUACAACUUAGUUUUAAGUCUUAAUUCGAAGCUCUGGACAUGAAAUUGUUGUACCAUAUGAACUCGAGUAGGCUAGUUAAAAAUUUUCGUGGGCCUAAUUAACAGACUCACUUUCUUUUCAUCGGACUCAUAUAAUUUCCUUAAACACGUUAACUUAGGAUUUUUGUUAUUUGCAUCGAUCAAACAUAUAGACUUUAUUUGCUCUAAAAUUAGUGUUUCACAUCUUCAAUUGCAUGUGUAGAUGAUUAAAUACAAUUCUUAAACAAUAGCUCGUGCUCGGCCCGACUAUCGUUCUUAGGCCCAUUACACAACACGCAUGAAAAAUGAGGGUUUUCUUCCAUAAUCAUUCUUCACGACAACAAAUUGAGUUGAUUGCUGUUGGAUUAAUCAUCAAUUGGUUCUUGUAAGGUUUUUCAAAAGUUUGUGAUGGUACCUUGGCUUAAAGAUGAACAUACCAAUUACUUUUCACCAACAGGAAAAAAAGAUACUAAUAUAUUGGAAGAAAAUAUCAUUGAAAAAGUGCAAACAAAGUGGUAUAAAUUGUAAUAAAUCACAUUCUUUUUCAUUCACACACAAAAAAAAAAGAAUUAAAAAAAGAGAAAUAAUUCUACUUUUUAGGUAAAAAGGUAAAAAAGGCUUAAGAAAAAAGUUAAAUUUUGAAAACAAAGUUCUUGUUUCUUAACAAUGCACAGUAAUAUGAGCGACACAAAAUAAAUUAUCUACGCUAAUACUACCCUUCAUCCUCCUCUACCUAUAUCUCUAGGUAAUGAGACAAAUAGGUCUUGACCAAUGAAGGCUUCGGUCCCCUCGAACAGUCAGCACCAAGAAACGAAACUUGUAUCACCUUACCUAUCCCCCAUCCCCACUCUUUCCUGUAAGAGUUGCGGAUGAAAAAGUAGUUUGUCCCCCUUGUGGUGUUUUAUACCUUGCAAUGACAGCAACAUGGAACAUUGCAGUCUCGGUAUCUAUUUUUAACUUUUUCAAGUAUUCAUAGACAUAUGUGAUUGUGAUUACAUCCUUCGUUCAUAGUUCUUCCAAACGUUUUGCUAAAUGACAAUCUUUUCUUCUUUGCCUUUACAUUUUCUUUUCCUUAAGAUUUUACCUCUACUUCUACUUCUACUUUGCUGGGUUUAUAAAUUUUUAUUAUGUAUAAGUCUUAUUUCCUUUCUACUGAGCCUUCGUCAUUGAAGAUUCCAAGAUAUUAAAAAAAACACUAUUAAUAAGCACAAAUCAAUAAAAAGGGUAAUCUAAUAGUCAGCAAGAAAAGAAGAUUGAAAAAUGUCCACUUACCACGUCCAUGUAGAAAAUGGUCGGGUUAUUUAAAAAAAAAACAACAUCAGCCUGAUCAUAUAGCCUUCUCAGCAGACCAAUCUAUUUCGCAUUGUCAGUGUCAACACAUAUGAACAACAAACCACCAACUCUCGAACCAUACUUUUUAGUAGAUUUUUUUCAUAGUACUGAAUCACUCAAAUAAGUCCAUGUAAUGGACAUAUUUUUUAACUUCAGACUAACACUCUUGUUUAUGGUGCUCUUUCUAUUGGCAUACUUAUUUUUGUCUCGGUUGUACUCGGUAUGAUUAAUAUGAGCUCUUCUGAAUAGCACAGUCACAUUUCGUCACCAGACUGUUUCAAAUUAUUCACCGUCUCUGUAAAUGAGGUUACAGCUAUAGCCCAGCAUAUAUCUGAGGGCGCACUUACUGAUGAGAAUGUAGCUAUAGCCCAGCAGACAUCUGCAGGCACACAUAUUGAUAAGGCCGUUUCAAAUUGUUUAGCGCCUCCUUAGUAGCUGAGGCUAUAGCUAUUGUCCAACAAAAAUUAUAGGACACACUUCCUUACGAGAUUAUUUCAUAUUAUUCAACGUCUCUGUAGUCGAUACUAUAACGACGACCCAUCAAAUAUCUAAGGGCCAAUAAAUACAUACAAUAAGUCUACAGUUGGUACUCCACAAAAGGUCAAAAGAUAAAAAUUUCAUAUAAAACUUAUUCUUAUUAGCUUUAUUUCUUAUUGCGGUGCUGAUAACUCCUUCUAUCAUCUUCAUUGAACUAUUUGGUUUUCUACUAUUUAUAGAAGUGUCAAAACUUACUCUCAUUAGCUUGGUUUCUAAUUUCCAUAAUCAUGUCAAGUACAUAAAAAACUAGAGAAAGCAUUUAAAUGGAUAAACAACAUACACAAGAGUGUUAGUUUUGGGUUGAAGAGAAUGUUCAUUGCAUGGACAUAUGUGAAGGAUUCAAGACUCUCAUAAGAAGAAAAUUAUUGAUAUGUAGUUGAGGAAGAGUUUAAUGAAUCUAUUAUGUAGGAAAAUAUACUCGAAAAAUAAGGCAUGAGUUGGUGACUUGCUGUGCAUCAGUGAUUGUGUUGAAAUUGAUCUGCUAACCAGCAUAUCGUUGGUAUUUUUGACACAACCAGAGCAUUUGCAACAUGGGACAAGGUAAGUGAAUUUCUUUUCAAUCCUUGUCUUUGUUGACUACUAGAUUAACCUUUGUUAUUUUUGUUUAUUUGUGCUUAUGAAUGAUGUUUUUGAAUAGGUUGAAUCUUCAAUGGUGAAGGAUCAAUAGAAAGGAAAUCAGACUUGAACAUACUGACCAUUUAUAAACCCAGUGAGACAGAAGGAGAAGCAAAAUGUAAAGAAAAAGGCAAAGAAGACAAGGUUGUCAUCCAAGCAUUAUGCUUGGAGGAACUAUGGAUGAAGGAUCUAACCACAAUUACAUAUGUCGAGGAAUACUUGGAAAGUUGAAAAUCGUUACCGAAACUACAAUCUAUCAUGCUGCAAUGAUUUCAAGGCACAAAACAUUACAAGGGAGGACAAACUACUUUUUAUCUGCAAAUUUACGGGAAACAAUGAGUGAUUAAGGGGAUAUGUGUGGCUAGAGGUUACAAUGGAUGGAUCCAUGGAUUGGCAGAUCUAUGGAUCCAAGGAUUGAAUCAUACAGAUUGGUGGAUUCAUCCACGAAUCAAAAUGACAUCCAGCCUUUUGACUAAUAUGUAAAUUUCAAAAAGUUUAGGUACUAAAAUAUCAUAAUAAUAAAAAAUAGGUACCAAAUUUUCAUAUAAAAAGAAAAUAAGCUUUUAGGAACCAAAUUGUGAAGUAUAAAAAAUAUAUGUAUUAAAUUGUAAUUUGCCAAUGAUACAUGAAUCCACCAAUAUAAUUGGAUUUGGAUUAGAUGAAUUAGAUGAGUUGAUAUUUUAGUGGAUGUAUUGGAUUGGUGAAGACCUAUUUGUAUCUAUAUUUAGAUCGAGGUAGAGGUAAAGGAAGAGGUAGAGGAGGAGAAGUAGUAUUACUCUAGAGAAUUUUUGUGUUGCUCACAUUAAGAACUUUGUUUUCAAAACUGAAUUGUUUCUCCUUAGGUCUCUUUUACCUUCUUACAUAAAAAUUCGAAUAUUUUCUACUUUCUUUUCUUUUUCGUGUAUGAAUGAAAAGAGAAGUCGGGUUAUUACAAUUUAUACCAGCUUGUUUGCGCUUUUUCGAUGAUCUUUCCUUUUUAGUGAUUAGUAUACUUUUUUUGUUUGUUGGUGAAACAUGGUCAGUAUGUAUAUCUUUAAGCCAAGGAACCGAGGUAGGCGGACUUUUGUCAAUCUUCUUUUCUUUGCUAACUACUAUAUUAAUCUUUGUUUUUUUUUUGUUGAUUUAUGCUUAUGAAUCGUGUUUUUGAAUAUUUUUGAAAUUUUCAAUGGCAAAGGCUCGGUAAAAAGGAAAUCAGACUUGGGCAUACUUAAGAUUCAUAAACCCGGCGAGGCAAAGCUAGAGACAAAAUGUAAAGAAAAGAAAAAUACAAUGAAGAGAAAGUUGUCAUCCAAGCAAAUGCUUGGAAUAACUACAUAUGAAUAAUGUAACUAUAGUAACUGAUGUCGAGGAAUACUUCAAAUAGAUAAAAAUCAAUAUGAAGACUGCAAUGUGUCAUGUUGCAAUCAUUGUAUGGUACAAAACAUCACUAGGGGGCAAAGUACUUUUUUUAUCCGUAACUCUAACAGAAAGAGUGGAGGGUUGAGGAGAUAUAUAAGAAAAUGAAGGCUUCAUUCCUUGGUGCUAAUGGUUCUGGGGUGAUUGAAGCCUUCAUUGGUCAAUGCUUAUUCAUAUCCAUAUCCAUAUCUAAAAGAAUCCAGACUUGGACACACUACAGUGAAAUCCAUGUAUUGCUGCAUCAAUUCCAACAUGUUUCCUGGGUGAGAUGGGCUUCCCUUAUAAAGUGUGAUUUGGAGGUCUCAAGUCCCAUCGAACGUUGUUGCUUUCCUCUGGUUGGUUAUUCACAAAAAGUUCCUUACUCACGACAACCUCAAGAGAAGAAGCUGGAGUAUUGCAAGCAUAUGUGUGUUGUGUAAUAGAGCAGAAGAGUCGGUUGAUCAUUUAUCUGCAGAUGUGAGUUUAGCAAGCAAAUUUGGGCGACGAUGCAAUCUAUCUUGGAUGUGAUGGGUCCAUUUUCGGGCACUAUUGAUGCAGUAAUUAGAGGAUGGUCUAUUAACAAGCAGGUUACUUCAAAAGAUUGGUUCAAGAACAGGCUGGUUCUUGCCGUUACUUGGGAAAAUUGAAAGGAAAUAAAUGCUAGAAGCUUCACGGACGAUUGGAGAUCAUGGAAAGUAAUUCCUUAUAAGAUCGGGAGGACUCUUCUCAAUUGGAGUACAACUCAUGGAGUUAUUAGCCUGCAGAAUGGAACAGUGUGGCCUGAUCUAAUUAAUCAAGUGCGUUGGAAUGUUUUUGUUUGUACUUUUGAUCUGAUUAGUUGAGGUUGUGGGAGUGUCUGUUCUCCCUGUGAUUUUCACUUCUUGGAAGGUUGUUGCUUUCUUUUCUUUCUUUUUCUUGGUAUUUUCUGAUAUGGGUCAUCCCCUUUCAGACUUGGAUCACUCCUGACGAUCUUUGGCUGUGGGAGAUGAUGUUUGUAUUUUUUUUCUCGAUCUAUUUCAAAAAUUUAUCCUUAUAUAAAAAUAUAAGUUUCACGACAUUCAAUACUUUUGACCAUUGUAUUAAAACAACCUAGGAAACAAUGAUUAUUAACUUUCACUUAUCUUACAGUAGUUAAUACUUGUAAGUUGUGACCACCGUAUUAAAGUACCCUAGAGAAUAAUGAUUAUCAAGUACCGUUUGAACUUUUAACCACGGCACCGUUAACCAUGAUUUUCUUACCGUAGUUAAUAUCUGUUUUCUUAAUAGACACCUUGGCUUUGGAUGCAUGUUAUAUCAUUGAGCGAAAUUUAUACCUCACCAUUUUGAAAUACAUUUGUAUUUUUUCGUCUCAUUCCAUUUUGUUAAAAAAAAAAAAAAUCCAUACAAUAAACAUUGUUGAACUACUUCUAUUUAUCAGCCUAAGGAAUCCCGAAACACCACCAUCAACUUACAAAUCUGCAACUAUCGUGGAGAAAAACAACUAGCAAACUCUCGCCAAUGUCAACAAGUUCAUCCAUAUACAAUGACAUCAUUCUACCAAACCGCGACAAAUUAAAUUGCAUAGGAAUGGUUGGGCAGGUCCGGGGGUUCUUGGUAACAGACCCGUCUCGUGGCAGGUCGGGUAAUUUACCACGGGUCGUAGGUCGGGGCAGGUCGAUCCAAUGGGUAUGCAAUUUAUAUGAAAAACAUUAGAAAUAUUCGUUAUUUUUAUUAUAAGACCAAGAAAACAAACAAUAUUAUGAUAAAUGUAGUUAAAUUAUUAGAGAAAUUGAGAUUUUCACUAAUUUACAACUUUAUUAUAUCUAAAUUAUCAUGUAAUAAAUGAAAAAUUCUAAGUAAUUUAACUAAGAUUACAUGUAAUUUAGGCAUGAACGGGUCGAGAAUGGGGCGGGUCAGGACAGGUCGAUGAGAGUACCCAUGCCCGCCCUGCUCCGCCUACGGGGCGGGUCAGACCCGCCCAAAACAGGUCGGGUAAAACGGGUCAGGUCAAAAUUGUCAUCCCUAAAAUUGCAUAUACAAUUCUGUGCACUUUGAAUCAGUGGAUUUUCAAAAUUCAAAGGACAUCUGCCUACCAUUGUGAUGGAUCUCUUAGACACCACCUUAUAUAUCCAUGUCAUUGCACUAUCUCUAAAAAUGCGUUGGUCGCAUUCGAGCCAAAUGCAGAAAGACUACUCGUGAACAGUGGCGGAGCCACUUGGAGAGGAAGGGGGUGCUAGCACCCCCUUGGGUUUGGAGAAAAAAUUUCCGAGUAGGGGUAUAUACAAAUUCGAACCAAUGACCAUUCAGUUGCAGGAAGAAUUUUUUAUCAUUUCGAUCGAGUGAGUUUUGUUAUGCAAUGCACUUUCGUCUUUAUUUAUAGUAAUAAAUUGUUGUCUUUUGU
This is a messenger RNA of Linum trigynum, 7361 nucleotides long. NCBI's taxonomy places the organism in Eukaryota, Viridiplantae, Streptophyta, Magnoliopsida, Malpighiales, Linaceae. The record is from the annotation of a GenBank genome assembly.